CUGUAUUUUAUUUAUGAAAAUUACAACAUGCUUUUGUCAGCCAAUUGCAAGGUAUUUUUUUCGUAGGUGAACCCUUUUGAAACUGACAGAGAUAAAAUACACAAAAAGGGAGAGUUAUGUUGACAUCCAUUUCAUCUUUGUGCGCAUGCAAACCCUAACUCUGGUCAUACAUGAUAAAAAAAGGAUAAAGGCCCCUGAAAAUACUCUUCCUUCAUUUGUAAUUUAGUUCCCUGUGAAUGAGUAUCAGGUACAAUGAGGAAGUAAAUUCGACUGAGGAUCACCAAAACUGUGAGAAGGCUUGUUCACAAACAGUCUCCAUGCCAAAAUGAUGUUUCCAGUUGUUCUUCAUCUCAUGCUUGCUGGACUCUUGGGAGUUCAUUGUAACAUUAUAACUGUGACUGAAGUGUCGGUGCAGACCGGGAGCUCCAUCUCAAUCCCAUGUCUCUAUACGGAAAGGUACAGAAACUCUAUUAAAUACUUGUGUAAAGGAAAACAAUGGAUCUCUUGCAUCAAAGUUGCUGAAACGACGCAAAACAGAUGGCAAAGAUUUUCCAUUUCUGACGACACACAGCUAAACAUUUUCACAGUGACGAUCAAUAAUCUGACGAGUGAAGACAAGCACUUCUGGUGUGCCGUGGACAGAUUUAUCCAAGAUAUUAAACAGCAUUUUACGCUAUCAGUUACUUCAGGUACUCCAAGUCUCUAUGUGAAUCAUCAGGAAAUAACGACCUUUGAAAGAGGAAGUGUGACCAUAACUUGUCGCUAUACUGAUCAAAACGUAACUGGCUGGUGUAGGCUAGGUGGCUCCUGUGUAAGAGAUGAUUCUGGAUCGUUGGAUGGAACAACUGUGAAAAUAACAAGAGUCUCUGAUGUCUAUGAAGUGACCAUGACCAACCUGACGACAGAGAACAGUGGCUGGUAUUGGUGUGCCAGUACAGACCUUCAGAUACCCGUGCAUAUUAUUGUUCAUAACUUAAGAUCAACUGUGACUGUACCUACACUGAGCUCCUUUCCAGCAGACAUCACUGGAGCCUUUGAAGAUGUAACAUCUGGAAAGAGUUCCGUGAAGAUGAUUCUCAUCACCAUCCUGAUCGUGCUUCUGUUUAUCUUUCUGGCUGCCCUUUUGGGAUGGAGGAUGAUAAAACAAAGAAAUAACAAACUAGAUGUGCGUGACAUCCAUAUGAGUUCACAGACGGUUGUGUUCUACGCUACCGUCGAUCACAAUCAAAGACCACAGGCCCAAAUAAAGGACCAAACACUCACAGAAGAUGUGACGUACACCACCAUCCAAAUAAAUUUGAAACAGACAACAUCACCAGAGGGAGCUGUGAUCUACAACACUCUGCAGUAAAACAAGGCCAGAUGAAAUCAUUCAACUGUGGACUUUGUUUCUUUUAUUAGUACGUUUGAAAACUGUUCAAUGCAGAUCAGAAAGAAACAACAUGUAUAACUGCUUGAAUCAACAAACUGAAUACUGAUCUAAAUCAGAUCCCAGUCAUCGGACAAAAGCAAAGGAAAUAAUUUUACAUGUUGUAAAAACAUGGUUGAAUAUACAAUUCCAUUUUUUUUAGUUCUUCACUAAUACACAGAGUAAAUAAAGCUUGUUUUUUACCUUUUUUCUGAGAGUUAAAUAUAGUUGAAAACGUUGAACGUUGUUCCAACAGUAUAAUGUUUCAUUUAUACAGGUUAAUGCUCAUUGAGAAGGACUCCAUUAAAGCUGUUUUUGAAACAACUGCUUCUGUAUUAUUUUUUAACAAUAGUGCACUCCUGUUUUUGAAAAAUUGGCUAUACACACAUUCCUCAUUCGGAGAAGAAAAACGGAGUUGUGGCUGAAAAAAUGCUUGUAUGCAAAUUAAAAGGGCCCCAUAAAGUCAUAACACUCUUCCUAUUAAAUAUAACUGUUUUAAGGAAGUCACAGUUUCUGUGCAUCACUCUUUCCUGUGUACCAGAAUAGCUGUUAACGUGUGUGUGUUAAAGUGUUCUCCUCAGUUCACCAUCUUGUAUCUGGCUCCAUACUUUCCUUUCCUCAACCCUUUUGAGGAGUGUUUCAAAGAAAAUUGGCAGGAUGAUAAAAUACAGUGAGCCAACAGGGAGCCCUUCAUAAACAAACAAGUAAAGAUGCAUGAAUGAAUUUUUUAUGGAAUUCAAAUUUAAUUGUUAUUGUCUGGAUUAAAAUUAUUUUAGGAUCAUGCAGCUUAUAUAAUUUAGAGUAAUUAAUUUGCAUAAAUUAUUUAUUCAAAUUAAAAUUGUAUUCAGAAAGGUAACAGAAAUAAGAGGCUUAAAGGAAAGCCUUUCCCUACUACAACGUUGUAGAAUCUCUGAACAGAAAUAAAUCUGAUUAUCAAUCAAAUUAAAAAAAUAUAUUUUAAUUCUUGAAAUAGUUGCACUAACUUGUGUGGGGAAAGGGCUAACAGGCAAGCUAAUAAUAAAGCUUCAACUGGCAUUAUGCUAUUUUCAGAGGCUCCUGAUAACGUAGCUGUUACGGCCCUGCUAAAGGGAGAGACAUCUGUCUUGUGAGCAAACAAAUGUUGCUGUGCUUGUGCAACCAGCUGAUGGGUGCUUGGGAUUUUCCUGCUGACGUCCCUCUGGUUCAUCAUUGAUAUGUGUUCAACCAGCAAUUGCUCUGAGUGGCUGCACCUGUGAGUGCUGCAUAAAAGGCUGCUUGGUGCAACAUCUGAGGGUCUGAUCAGAGGGAGCGCUUGCCUGUGUGGCUUUAUAAAAAUACUCCUAACUCACACCAUGCGUCCAGACCUCCUCCAUGUUGUUGUGUCCGCAAGGAUUGUUUUCUGUCUGUUUUUCUUUCCAUACUGUCAUGUUAACAUGUAGUGUCAGUGCACAGGUGUCCUCCUGUGAUUGGAAGAGGAAGGCAUGGAGAGAUCCUGAUUGGGUGGCUGGGAGGAGCAGACCUGAUAAAAAGAGCCUGAUGAGGAGCAGUUGUGUCCCUCAUUCUCUGCCCAUCCCAACCAGCCACCAUUUGUUUUUGAGCUUUGUGACUAGAUUGUCUGUAAAAUAACUAUCAGUGUGAGGAUUUGUAGGGGUGAACUGCCUUUUGCUUGAUCCCAUUUUUCUCCUGUUUGGUUAGCCAGGGAGUUAAGUUUGGUUUGUCUUUUGGUUCCUUUCAUUUGUAGGUAAGAUGGUUGUUUAAGUUAGAGGUGUUUUGUUUGUUACUUUGGCCUUGGUCCACCCUGAAGCUUAAUCCUCCCUCACCCUUAGUUAGCCCUUAAUCCAGUCUCUGGUUCUUCUUGUGUCAAUGAAUUAUUGUAAAUAUUCCCUUUGGUGUGGUUGCUUGGGAUCGGUGAUUAAUGGUGGUGGUGACCCUAAUAUUAAACACAUUAUGGUGAUCAUUGAACCUCAUUUAUUUUGUGUGUUUUAGAUCUUUUAUUGUCUUAAACAACAUCAUACGUCUGAGUUUGUCCUUCCUGAUUGUUCUUGUAGCUGUGUUCAUCUGGUUUAAAGUAAGACAAAGUAAGUCUGCACAAACUUCCUUAUUCUCCAACUUGGGCUAUUUACAGCUUAGACUUAAACCAACAGCUUUAUUUUUUUUAUCAGAACAAUAUAAAGAUGCUAAAAAUGUAACACAGCUUAUCUUUGAGCUUUCUUGAUAAUUCAUCAAAGGUUUCACUAACAGCCUCAGUAAAAAGGUUUUACACUUUGAUCACAGCCUGAUCUUUUUGCAGAAUAUUUCUAAACAAGUGGUAUGUU
This is a messenger RNA of Nothobranchius furzeri (turquoise killifish), 3702 nucleotides long. RefSeq names its product polymeric immunoglobulin receptor. Gene Ontology annotation, cellular component: plasma membrane. The record is from RefSeq and is a predicted model, not a curated record. Gene Ontology annotation, molecular function: transmembrane signaling receptor activity. Lineage: Eukaryota; Metazoa; Chordata; Actinopteri; Cyprinodontiformes; Nothobranchiidae.